Danaus chrysippus (African queen) is the source of this 837-nucleotide messenger RNA. The record is from the annotation of a GenBank genome assembly. Lineage: Eukaryota; Metazoa; Arthropoda; Insecta; Lepidoptera; Nymphalidae.
AUGAACGAAACUGUAAUAGACGGGAGUCCAUAUAUAGAGGAAAUUAUUAAUCCUGAAACUUUCAUGCCUUCAGAAGAAUCUCAAACAAUAAUUACUGAUGAAGAUAUAAUGUAUUAUGACAUGUCGGGCGACAAGUAUCUUGUAAUUUUUAACCACUACGAGUUUGAAAAGACUCGUUACUUUAACUACAGGAAACCAGCAACUAGAAAUGGAACAGAAAAAGAUGUUGAAAGGUUAGAAAAAGUUUUUGGAAAAUUAGGAUUCAAAAUUACAACUCACGAUGACUUGAGUCACGGUGAAAUUUUCGACGCUGUUGUAGGAUUUAGCAAACAAAAUCACAAAGCUACGUCGUGCGUGUGUUUCGCUUUUUUGACACACGGUGACAAGUGUGGGGAUUUGUACGCGAGUGACAGACCCUAUCAGUUCCGAGAUAUUACCAUGAUGCUGGAGAGCGGCGACGAUGGACUCGUGGGGAAACCGAAACUGUUCUUCGUUCAGGCGUGUCGUGGUAACUUGGUGGACGCUGGUAGAAGACUUGAGAUUGACGGCAGCGCGGCCUCGUUUGUGAUUCCAACACACGCUGAUUUCCUCGUCUUAUAUUCUACUGUUGAAGAUUAUGUCUCGUUUAGAGAUAGAGACGGUUCCUUCAUGAUACAGGAGCUUUGUAACGUUAUAGAAGAAUAUCAGAAGUCUUGGGAUCUCUUGCACAUGAUAACUCUGUUACAUAGAAGAGUUGCUUAUAACAAAAUAACGUUUGCACCAUCACACCUAGCGAUACACGAGAAGAAACAAAUGCCCGAAACACGUUACUCACUUACAAAGCUACUUAAGUUUUAG